Dinoponera quadriceps is the source of this 534-nucleotide messenger RNA. Its product is annotated as histone-lysine N-methyltransferase SETMAR-like. The coding region runs from base 1 to 534 and encodes 177 amino acids. Gene Ontology annotation, molecular function: nucleic acid binding. Lineage: Eukaryota; Metazoa; Arthropoda; Insecta; Hymenoptera; Formicidae. The transcript is spliced from 2 exons. The record is from RefSeq and is a predicted model, not a curated record.
AUGUUGCUUUCUCGUCACAAAUCUGAUCCAUUUUUGAAUCGAAUUGUCACUUGUGAUGAGAAAUGGAUCCAAUAUGACAAUCGCAAACGUUCAGCACAGUGGUUGGACAAGGAUGAAUCACCAAAACACACUCCAAAGCGCAAUAUUCAUGAAAAGAAGCUGAUGGUGAGUGUUUGGUGGUCUAGCGCAGAAAAACAGCCUAGAUUGGUCAACAGAUCGACUCCUAUCUUAUUGCAUGAUAACGCUAGACCACGCACUGCACAAAUGACUGUGGCAAAACUACAGGAAUUGGAGUUGGAACUUCUUCAUCAUUCUCCAUAUUCACCAGACCUAGCCCCCACUGACUACUACUUCUUCCGCAAUUUGGACAACUUUUUAAUAGGAAAACAAUUUAAUUCCGACAAUGCUGUAAAACUGGCCUUCCAGGAAUUCAUUGACUCUCGUCCGCCAGGGUUUUAUACUACCGGCCUGAACAACCUGCCGCUUAAAUGGCAAAAGUGUAUAGACAAUAUGGGUGCAUACUUUGAUGAAUAA